Molecule: messenger RNA, 2337 nt
Organism: Symbiodinium sp. CCMP2592
Lineage: Eukaryota; Dinophyceae; Suessiales; Symbiodiniaceae
Source: the annotation of a GenBank genome assembly
AUGGCUGUGGCCCUAAGUGGUGGCCUCUUUGUAGGGGUGCACCAGGGGAUUCUGGGAAAGAGCUGCCUCGCGAGACCUCAUGCUCCCAGAGCUACUCCAAGGAGUGAUGCGGCAGAUAACCCAGGAUCAACCAGCGCAUUUUCAAUGGUGCUUCGGAUGACGUCCCUCUUGACCAUGUCAUGGACUUGUUUGAGGUGCAAAGUGGCCAAAGCCGGAGCGCAGAAUCGCCGAAGGGCAGUCUUCGGAUGCCUCUCCACUUCGAUCGCCGCGCAACCGUUGCAACCGGCAGCGGCAGCCGAGUGGUGCGAAGGAUCGGUUUUCAAUGGCUCCUGGACUAUUCCUGAGUCGCUCGGUGGGAAAGCUAGCAUCUCGGUUAGCGACGGCACGGCAGUCAUCACGGGAAGCAAGGGUGGGCAGAAGUGGGAGCUUCGCUCCACAAAUAUUCAGGGCGCACCACUCGUUUUUCGAAUUGCCGGCGUGCAGCGGCAGUUCUGGGUGGACUGGAGGCCACUUGGUGGACCAACGGAGCUGCGUGGGGUAUGGCAAGGGGGUAUGUUGGACGGACCCUUGGCAACAGGCCCUCCAGAAAUCAAGUGGGACGAUGGCAGCAGUAGCCAUGACUAUGAAUCGUUUGAGAACUCGCCGGUCGAAGCGCUGCUCCCGGCCAGCUGCUUUGCCAAUGUUGCAAGGGACCCGAUAAAUGCGCUGCGCUUGCUCAGUUUCUUGCUGGCAAAGAACAACUUCGGUCCGAUCUCCUUCGGGUCACGACCCCGACAGUACAUCGCAGAGUCUCACCCGGCUGUUCAUCGGAUGGCGCUGGCUCAGGAUCUCCUGGAGGUCAUCCACAUAGCCCGUCCAAGCGGAAUGCGAGGAUCUCCGGGGGGAUGGAGGGAGCUGCAGCGAGACAAAGAUGGUGCGCUUUGUGACAGCGGAGCGGAAGUUUUUCGCGACUUCCCGGAGAGACUUCGGAUGCAGGACUUCGUCCUUUCGGCGAAAGCAUCCGUCAACGAAGAGAUCUUUGCUGGCCAGCUCCGAGUCCAAUCCAGAGCCAUCUUCGCCGGAAGCAGCAGGAGCUACACUUUCUCGAGGCGGCUGCGCAGCCCAUCCUCAGAUCGCAGAGGUCGCGACGGUCGCAACUUCUCUCCGACACUCCAAGAGCGGACAUCCACGGCGAUCCAUGCUUUGGAGCAUGGUAUGGAGCCUCCUGGAGCCUCAGACAAGUGGCGCGUGGCUCAACUCUUCUGCGAGCUUGUCCCGCGCUCCGUGGCCAAGAUUCAACGCAUCGAACGCGUGGUCACUCCUGAGACGUACGCGAAGUUCAUGCAGAAGACUGGCGCCGGGGAAAACGCAAAUGACUUCGGAAUCGUUUUCUUCACGCCAAAGGAUGCAGAUGAGUUGAACCGAGUUUGUUCUCAUGGCUUGGCAGUGCGGUCUCCUCCUGCCCGCGUGGUGUCAGACUGCGGAGCGGCCCUUGAGAAUCAGUUGCGGAGCGAGGAGCCAGGGAAAGGACUGGAUGUGAGAUCGAUGUGUGUGUUCUUCUGUGGACCAGAGGUGGCCAGGUCAAAACUGGGAGGUGCCAGCGAUCGACCGAAGGAUGUUGUUGAGUUCGAGGUGGAAGAUGCGAGUCACUUUCUUCUGGCCUACACAAUUCACUAUCAAAUUGUGGCUGACGAGCCCUCCGACCAUGCAGAGUUUCGUUUCCAAAGCCCUUCUCCGGAACAUGCACGCUCACCUUCCCGCUCGCGUCGGGUAAGUGUCCGAGAUCCCUUAGUCCAGGGAAUCCUUCAGAGGCUGCCUGAGUUGGGGGAUGAUGUUGCAGGUACCGUCCUGCUGCCCAGCAACUCUACAGAGGCUGAAGCGGUUAUCUCUCUGUACCUUCAAAGUGGCGGAGCAUCCCGGCUUCGAAGGCCGCCUGGAGUGAACCUUCGCGAAGCUUUGGGAGGUGUCGUCGUUCAACGCAUCGAAAACAAGCUGCUUGGCCUCGAGUAUCUCGAUGUUGAGUUGGAGUCAGCAAACGGUCCCCGAUUCCGGGAGGAUGUAGUCUGGCAUGGAACCCGGCUGAAGCGUGCUGAUGAAGAAGCCAGCUUGGCCCACAAACUCCAAUCCAUAGCCGAACACGGCUUUGAUCCUCAACGCUGCAUCAAAGGAGCUCAUGCAGCCGGGGGGAUCUGGCUGGCUGCGAAUCCCAUGGAAUCCUUCGGGGUGGGAGGAGAUGGGCUGGUUGCCUUUGUCCUUUGCCUUGCUAAGACGAAUUUCAAUGAAUGGGUAGACACAUCCUGCGCCCGAGUGCUGCAGCGUGAAAGAGUCUUACCUCUUUAUUCUUUAGUGCAUGUGUAG